GCGCAGGCGCGCCAGGCGCCCCGGUUCUGGAGCGUAAACAAGAGCGGGGCCGGGAUGAGGCGGCGGUUGAUGCCCGCGCGACGAGGGGCGGCGAGCGAGGCGGCGAGCGGGGCCCGGCGCCGACCCUGAGCUCCCCCGAGCUGCCCUCGAGCGCGCGAGUCCCCGGCCGGGCCCACCCGCCGCGCGCCCACCAUGAACCUGGCGAGUCAGAGCGGCGAGGCCGGCGCCAGCCAGCUGCUCUUCGCCAACUUCAACCAGGACGUCACGUCUCUAGCUGUUGGUAGUAAAUCCGGUUAUAAAUUUUUCUCCCUUUCUUCUGUGGAUAAACUGGAACAGAUCUAUGAAUGCACUGACACGGAGGACGUGUGCAUCGUGGAAAGGCUCUUCUCUAGCAGCUUGGUGGCCAUCGUCAGCCUCAAAGCGCCCCGCAAGCUGAAGGUCUGCCACUUCAAGAAGGGCACUGAGAUCUGCAACUACAGCUACUCCAACACCAUCCUGGCCGUGAGGUUGAACAGGCAGCGGCUGGUCGUGUGCCUCGAGGAGUCUCUGUACAUCCACAACAUCCGGGACAUGAAGGUGCUGCACACCAUCCGGGAGACGCCCCCGAACCCCGCAGGCCUGUGUGCGCUGUCCAUAAACAACGACAACUGCUACCUGGCGUACCCCGGCAGCGCCACCAUCGGGGAGGUGCAGGUCUUCGACACCAUCAACCUGAGAGCUGCGAACAUGAUCCCGGCGCACGACAGCCCGUUAGCCGCCCUGGCCUUUGACGCCAGUGGAACCAAGCUCGCCACUGCUUCCGAGAAGGGGACCGUGAUUCGGGUGUUUUCCAUUCCAGAAGGACAGAAGCUCUUCGAGUUCCGGAGAGGCGUGAAGAGGUGUGUGAGCAUCUGCUCGCUGGCCUUCAGCAUGGACGGCAUGUUCCUGUCCGCGUCCAGCAACACCGAGACUGUGCACAUCUUCAAGCUCGAGACUGUGAAGGAGAAACCUCAGGAGGAGCCCACCACCUGGACGGGCUACUUCGGGAAGGUGCUCAUGGCUUCCACCAGCUACCUGCCCUCCCAGGUGACAGAAAUGUUCAACCAGGGCAGAGCCUUUGCCACGGUCCGCCUGCCUUUCUGUGGCCACAAGAACAUCUGCGCGCUGGCCACAAUCCAGAAGAUUCCGAGACUGCUGGUGGGAGCCUCUGACGGGUACUUGUACAUGUACAACCUGGACCCCCAGGAGGGCGGCGAGUGCACCCUGAUGAAACAGCACAAGCUGGACGGCAGCAUGGAGACCACCAACGAGAUCCUGGACUCCACGUCUCACGACUGCCCCCUGGUGGCGCAGGCCUACGGCACGGCUGCGGCCAAGGGUGCGCCGGUGCCUUCAUCCCCGACCGCACUUGCCUACACGGACGAGCUGGGCGCGGCGGGCGGCGCGGGUCUGGAGGACGAGGCCAGCGCCCUGCGGCUGGAGGAGGACAGCGAGCAGCCUCCCAUGAUUCUGCGGACGGACUGACCUUGACCUGUGAACCCUUCAGAGCCCUGAGGCAGAGGACACUGACAGAGGACUUCAUGUGAUGCUGCUAUGAACUUUGACCCGAGAUGGGGCGAGGACGGCAGAGACUUCAAGAGGAAAACAAAGCUUGUAGCUGUGGUUUCAUCCCACGCUGUUGAGAAAUACAUCGUUUUCACUUCAGUGGCUUUUAAUCUGGCUUAUAAGUUUUAGCUUUUUGUUUCUUUUCUCUUUUUGCCAAAAUUAACUGUUUGGUGGAGCCCUCGAAACCUCCUUGCUUUGCAUGUAUUCCUGUGCCAAGCCCGCCUGGGGGAGCUAGCGCCGCUUGGUGAGAAGCGCAGGUGGUGGGGUUUGACUCUGCACAGCGUGUGGCGCGCCCGAGGUGGCGGGCAGCGCGGGUCUGGUUCUGCUCAGGCGGGGCCGGCGUGGGGGGGGCUCUCUCCCCAGAGCCCCUCCGGGACCACUUUCCCCGUUUUAUUUUGUUAAUUAAAUUUUUUCCAAAUUGGA
Molecule: messenger RNA, 2007 nt
Organism: Phacochoerus africanus (Common warthog)
Lineage: Eukaryota; Metazoa; Chordata; Mammalia; Artiodactyla; Suidae
Gene: WIPI2
Product: WD repeat domain, phosphoinositide interacting 2
Exons: 12
Coding region: 193-1503 (436 amino acids)
Biological process (GO): protein localization to phagophore assembly site; nucleophagy; autophagy of mitochondrion
Cellular component (GO): cytosol; extrinsic component of membrane; phagophore assembly site membrane
Molecular function (GO): protein binding; phosphatidylinositol-3-phosphate binding; phosphatidylinositol-3,5-bisphosphate binding
Source: RefSeq, a predicted model, not a curated record